UAUUAUCAAUCCCACUCUGCUGCUUCCUGUUUAUAAUUUUUCUUUUCUUCUUCCUUUUUUCCAUUGACACACUCUCUCUCUCUCUCUCUGUUGGGCUUCUAACUUCUAAGACAGAUACACACUAGAGACAUCUCUGAAACAUCGUACCUGCAUCUUGUCAUGUCUCUUCAGACAGACCUCUGAUCCCCCGCACUUCUUCUCCUCCAGCCACUGACACUGCCGCCAGUAAUCAAUCCAAGAAUGUGAAGAAGCCAAAAACCCCCUCACAAGACACGAAAGAUGAGAAGAAGAAGAAGAAGAGAACCAUCAUGGGACUUGGAUGCACACUCCCCAGGGUUGCUCUGUUUCAUGGUGUUGCUUCUGUUCCAACAGCAUGCAGCAGCUGCAGGAUCGCGAAAGUUGUCGGGAGACGAUGACGGUGAUGGUGAUGAUGCAGUUGGGCUGUUGGCUUUCAAGAAGUCCUGUGUUCGAUCCGACCCGAAUGGGUUCUUGUCUGAUUGGAAACUAGAUGGUAGUUCUCAGAGUCCAUGUUCAUGGACUGGGGUCUCCUGCUCUAAUUUGACCGGCCGAGUCGAAUCCCUGAACCUGGAGAACGCGGGCAUCAUCGGGACCCUCAACCUUCCUGCCCUCCUUGCCUCCUUGACCGCCCUUCGGUUUUUAAACUUGCAGGGCAAUUCCUUCUCUGCCGGCGACCUCUCGGCCUCUGUCUCCUCCUCUUGCCUUCUCGAGAGCCUUGACCUGUCCUCCAACAAUCUCUCAGACCCUCUUCCUCGGAAUUCGUUCCUAUUCGCUUGCAGCCACCUUGCUUAUGUUAAUCUCUCUCACAACUCAAUCCCGGGCGGCGCACUUCAUAUUGGCUCCUCGCUUCUUCAGCUUGACCUCUCCCGGAAUCAGAUAUCAGAUUCCACCUUCUUAACUGGCUUCCUCACCAGUUGCGGCAAUCUGAACCUGCUUGACCUGUCAGGGAAUAAGCUCACCGGAAAGUUAGGGACUACUCCGUCGUCUUGCAAGAGCCUAUCGUUUCUUGACCUGUCGAAUAAUCAACUAUCCGGGGAGAUACCUCCGAGCUUUGUUGCAGACUCCCCUGCAGCUCUCCGGUACCUCGAUCUCUCUCACAACAACUUCUCCGGCAGCUUCUCGGGGCUCGACUUUGGUAGCUGUGGGAAUCUGACCUCGCUCAAUCUAUCGCAUAACAGCCUCUCUGACGUCCACUUUCCGGGCAGUUUAAGGAAUUGUCAGCUUCUGGAGACCGUAGACCUCUCCCACAAUGAGCUAGGAGGCAUGAUUCCUGGUAACUUGUUGCAAGAUCUCAAGAAUCUCAGGCUAUUGUUUCUGUCCAACAAUCAGUUUUCAGGUCAUAUCCCCCCAGAACUCGCGCUGACCUGUGGUAUCCUCGAGGAGCUUGAUCUUUCCGCGAAUGAUCUCGAUGGCGGCUUGCCCCUGACAUUUAGCCUGUGCUCCUCUUUGCGGAGUCUUGAUCUUGGGAACAAUCAUCUCUCUGGAGAUUUUCUCGAGACAGUCGUAAGCAACCUCUCGAGUCUCCACUACCUCCGAUUGCCAUUCAACAACAUCACCGGUCUCAUUCCCGUGGCUCUGACUAGACUUCCUCAGCUACGGGUGCUCGACCUUAGCUCGAACGGCUUCAUAGGGAAUGUUCCUUCUGGGUUCUGCUCCUCUUCAUCCUACUCGCCUUUGCUGGAGAAGUUGCAGCUCCCCGGGAACUACCUUUCAGGAACCGUGCCUUCAGAGCUCGGAAACUGCAAGACCCUGAGAGCCAUCGAUCUUAGCUUCAACAGCCUGAGCGGAGAAAUCCCGAAGGAAAUCUGGGCUCUGCCGAAACUCUCCGACCUCAUUAUGUGGGCCAACAAUCUCACUGGCGAGAUUCCUGAAGGAAUUUGCAGGAACGGACGGAACCUCGAGACCUUGAUUCUUAACAACAACCUCAUCUCCGGCAGCAUCCCUCAGUCCAUUGCCAACUGCACGAACAUGGUAUGGGUAUCUCUCUCGAGCAACCGCCUCACAGGAUCAAUCCACUCCGGAAUCGGGAAUCUUCGAAACUUAGCAAUCCUCCAACUCGGCAACAAUUCACUGACGGGAAUGAUUCCAAUGGAGAUAGGCAAUUGUCGGAGCCUUAUUUGGCUCGAUUUAAACAGCAAUGAGCUCACCGGUCCUGUCCCUCCAGAGCUCGCCAAGCAAGCCGGCCUCAUAAUGCCUGGAAGUGUCUCAGGGAAGCAGUUUGUAUUCGUGAGGAACGAAGGCGGAACAUCUUGCAGAGGAGCUGGUGGACUGGUCGAGUUUGAGGGGAUCAGACGGUCAAGGCUGGAGAGCUUCCCAAUGGUCCACUCUUGCUCAUCAACUAGGAUUUAUUCGGGAAUGGCGGUGUACACUUUCGGGGGCAAUGGGAGCAUGAUAUACCUCGAUCUGUCGUACAACUCCUUAUCAGGGACAAUUCCCAACAACUUUGGAUCUAUGACCUAUCUCCAGGUCCUGAACUUGGGGCAUAACACUCUCACUGGAUUGAUCCCCGACUCUUUCGGGGGUCUGAAAGAAGUUGGCGUACUCGACCUCUCACAUAAUAACCUUGAAGGAACCAUCCCCGGGUCCUUGGGGUCCCUCAACUUCCUCAAUGAUCUCGAUGUAUCGAACAACAACCUUAGUGGUCUCAUCCCCUUGGGGGGUCAACUCAGCACCUUCCCAGCCUCGAGAUAUGAGAACAAUACGGGCCUCUGCGGGUUGCCUUUGCCUCCCUGUGGCUCUGGGAACAGACCGGACUGCCCGUCAAAUCCUUCUUUGGGGGUAAGAAAGCAGUCUUUUGCGGCCGGAAUAGUCAUCGGGAUAUUGUUCUUCUUCAUUUGCUUGUUCACGGUGGUGGCCUUGUACCGAGUGAAGGAGAACCAGAAGAAAUCGGGACUGGAAGAGAAUAAGUAUGUAGAGAGUUCCUUGGCUUCGGGGAGUACCAACUGGAAAAUCUCGAGCAUUCAUGAGCCUCUGAGCAUCAACGUAGCAACAUUUGAGAAGCCUCUCCGAAAACUGACCUUUGCAGAUUUACUUGAAGCGACAAAUGGUUUUAGUGCGGAGAGUCUUAUCGGGUCUGGAGGAUUUGGGGAGGUCUACAAGGCAAAACUGAGAGAUGGCAAUGUAGUCGCGGUUAAGAAACUCAUUCACACCACCAGUCAGGGGGACAGAGAAUUCAUAGCGGAAAUGGAGACGAUUGGGAAGAUCAAGCACCAGAACCUGGUCCCCUUGAUGGGCUACUGCAAGGUCGGAGAGGAGAGGCUCCUUGUGUACGAGUACAUGAAGUUCGGGAGCCUUGAGUCUGUUCUUCAUGAUCAUCGGAUCAAUGGAAGAAUCCCUGCUCCUGUAAAGCUUGACUGGGCUAUGAGGAAGAGGAUCGCGAUUGGGGCAGCCAGAGGACUGGCAUUCCUUCACCACAGCUGCAUCCCUCACGUCAUUCAUCGGGACAUGAAGUCGAGCAAUGUCCUAUUGGAUGAGCAUCUCGAGGCUAGAGUUUCCGACUUUGGCAUGGCAAGAUUGGUCAAUGCCCUCGACACCCACCUAAGCGUGAGCACCCUCGCAGGGACACCGGGAUAUGUUCCCCCGGAAUAUUACCAGAGCUUCCGCUGCACGACCAAGGGAGAUGUCUACAGUUAUGGGGUCGUACUCCUGGAGCUUCUUUCUGGGAAGAGGCCUAUAGACCCGAGCAAGUUCGGUGAUGAUAAUAACCUAGUUGGAUGGGGGAAGCAGCUCUACCGAGAUAAUAGGAGUAAUGAGAUACUUGACCCGGAACUAGUGGUGAGAAAAUCUGGUCAGGCCGAGCUGUACCAUUAUCUUAGGGUUGCAUUGGAUUGCCUCGACGACAGGCCUUACCGCAGACCAACAAUGAUUCAGGUGAUGUCGAUGUUUAAGGAGCUUCAGGUCGAUUCUGGAAGCAGUGACGUCCUCGACGGAUUCUCGCUGAAAGAAGCAGCCAUUGAUGAGUCCCGAGAAAAGGAACCUUAGUUAAGGAACGAUUUUAUCUUUCCCUGCUGUAAAUAACAGAUUUCACGACAUACAGAAAUGUUAGAAGGAACAGAACAAGGCAAGUAAAUCCAGAUCAGCUUCGACCAACAUCAUUAACGUUUGCUAA
Messenger RNA from Punica granatum (pomegranate), 4126 nucleotides. The record is from RefSeq and is a predicted model, not a curated record. Lineage: Eukaryota; Viridiplantae; Streptophyta; Magnoliopsida; Myrtales; Lythraceae.